This is a messenger RNA of Gigantopelta aegis, 5260 nucleotides long. RefSeq names its product PHD finger protein 14-like. Bases 55 to 2670 code for a protein of 871 amino acids. NCBI's taxonomy places the organism in Eukaryota, Metazoa, Mollusca, Gastropoda, Neomphalida, Peltospiridae. Gene Ontology annotation, biological process: regulation of transcription by RNA polymerase II. The transcript is spliced from 24 exons. The record is from RefSeq and is a predicted model, not a curated record.
GGUGGAGUUAUCUAUUCAUUUGAUUUUAAUUUCUAUGACUUAUUUUGACGAAAGAUGACAGAUGAUAUAACAAUCGAGGGUGUAGACCCUAGCGUUAGUUUUCUGUACAAAACAAUGCUGUCGCGCGAUCCCAAGAAGCGAAAAGUGAAACCCGUACAGAAACAUCUGAUUCAGCUUGAUUUCGGUGGACUGGAUGACAGUGAUGAAGACAGCGACUUCGACAUUCAGCAGUGUAAAGGUAGUGGAAGUAGUGAUGACGACAAUGGAGAUAAAGAUGAUGUUGUUAAUUCGUCUGUGGGUGACGGUUCCAGUGCGAAGGAUGAAGCUGAGAACGUUGACAGUGUUGACGACGAGAGUACAAGCUGCACGUCGGACGAUGACAACAACUCCGACGAUGCCGAGUCCUCGCAGGAGGAGCCCAGCUUCAACUUCUUCGGGGACUACGACGAGGACGAAGAUGAGGACUAUGUCCCCAAGAAAGAACGACAGAAGAAGGAAUCUAAAGAAAACAAACCUAAAGUAAUGUCACCAAAGCAUGCUAUCACUGCUCCUGACACUGACACCACCACGCAGCUGGCUCACCAUGACAACAUCCGGGUUCUGAUCUGUUGUGUAUGUCUCACCGACACCAGUGUUGACGAUGAUGAGAUUGUCGAGUGUGAUAACUGUGGUGUUUCUGUUCACGAGGGUUGUUAUGGAAUUACUGAAAGCCAAUCAGCAGCCAGCACUGAGUCGUCUGCGAGUACAGAACCGUGGUUUUGUGAUGCCUGCAAGUCCGGAGUUACACCUCAUUGCGAGCUGUGUCCAAAUUUUGGAGGAAUCUACAAGGAGACAGAUGCUGGCAAGUGGGUCCACUUGGUUUGUGCUCUCUAUACUCCGGGCGUGGCGUUUGGAGAUGUCGACAGGCUGAGUCCAGUGACUCUCUUUGAGAUGCCGUAUUCCAGAUGGGGGGCAAAGGAAUGUGCUCUCUGUGAAGACCUGCGUUUCGCUCGGACCGGUGUAUGUAUUGGGUGUGAUGCCGGGAUGUGUCGAACGUUCUUCCAUGUCAGCUGUGCUCAACGUGAAGGAUUUCUGUCAGAAGCCUCCCACGAAGAAGCCAUGGAUAUAGCGGAUCCAUUUUAUGCCUACUGUAAGCUGCACGCGGAGAAGAAUGCCGCUAAAGCAAAACGUCGGAACUGGUUGGCUAUCCAAUCUCACAUUAAAACUCAUUCAGAAAAGUCCAUCGAAGACGAAAAAGAAAAUGCACGCUUUCUAAGAAAGUUGAACCGUCACAAGCAGAAGUAUGAAAUAGCCAAAAGUAAACGACCGCCUACAUGGAUUCCAAAACAGAAAUUUGUUCGUUUUCUAACAUCCAGUCCAUCUGUUGUAAGACGAAUGUUACAGAAAGCUGAACUUAUGGGGAUAAUAACACAGGUUCAAAACACCGGUCAAGAAAAACAGGAACCAAGAAAAAAAUCUCAUGCUCCUACCGUAGCCUUUUCACAAGAAUUCAUUGGGUAUUACUUAGAUCGAAAUGUGAGAAUCCAGAACAUGAAACAGGCGAGAAAAGAUUUACUUUCUCAGAAUGAGAAACUUCAACAGCAGGAAAAGAUUCUACGCAGUCAGUAUGACCAGCUGUUCAGUGACGUCGACAGACUGAAAGACUCCAGUCAGAAGUUACAGAAGGAAGGAGAGAAGAUGUGGAGUUACCUCGUCGAUGUUGGUGGGAAGGGAGUUACGUACCCGGAUAUGUUUAAGCCGAGGGUUUGCCGAUCUCCCAACAAGAGACAGGUUCCUGUGUCACCACCUGGCAUCAUCCAUCAAUGCGGUAUUUGUAAGAAGACGACCGACCAACAUCUGCUAGCUCACUGCGACAACUGCAAACAGUUCUACCACCUGGGCUGUCUGAACCCGCCACUGUCAAGAAUGCCAAAGAAAACCAAACUUAUGGGCUGGCAGUGUUCCCAGUGUGUGCGGUCAAGCAGCGAUGAAGAUAUUGACGAAGCGAAUGUUGACGUUGAUGCCCCACGAAGACUGCGGGAGAAAAACAGUCUGAGAGAACCAUACCGAAAUGAUAUGUCCGACCAGUACGAAACAGUCAAGAGAGUGAAAAGAAACCAGCGCGGAAAACUGAAAGCAAGGAAACCAAAACCCAAGUCUUCUGCACCGAAACUGGAACUGUCCAAAUCAGCUUCCGUAAAACAGAAACAAACAACCGCUUCACCCAAGGAUAAGCAGAUGACCAUUUCCCCUAAAUUGGGGAAGGAAAAAGUUGGUCAGAAAUAUAUUUCACCAAAGACUGCCAAAGAAAAGCUUCCUGAGCAACAAGAUCUCAUCACAUCACCAGUAACGAGACAAAAGCCGGUGUCCAAGAUAUGCAAGAGUUCUCCCGUGAGAAGCUCUGUAACCUGUGUGGUAUGUGGUGAGCCGGGACGCAGAAACACUGUCAAGUGUGAUGAAUGCCAGCUACACUACCAUUUCAAGUGUUUAAAGCCGCCAUCAAAGAAGACCCCGAAACAGCCAGGCUAUUCCUGGCACUGCGAGGCGUGUGACCCCACCGACAACUCAGAUGAAGGAGGGGUUGAGAUGGAUGUUGAUGAAUCGAGCCGGUCAACGCCCAUAGAGGGAACAGCUGAGACAAUACUGCUACUAGACAGUGACGAUGACUAUAGUGACGCUUUCAACUACUGAGUUUUACUCUUCAUAAAUACACUACAUUACUGCUACUAGACAGUAAAGACGACUAUAGUGACACUUUCAACUACUGAGUUUUACUCUUUAUAAAUAAACUACAUUACUGCUACUAGACAGUAAAGACGACUAUAGCGACACUUUCAACUACUGAGUUUUACUCUUUAUAAAUACACUACAUUACUGCUACUAGACAGUGACGAUGACUAUAGCGACACUUUCAACUACUGAGUUUUACUCUUUAUAAAUACACUACAUUACUGCUACUAGACAGUGACGAUGACUAUAGCGACACUUUCAACUACUGAGUUUUACUCUUUAUAAAUACACUACAAUACUGCUACUAGACAGUGACGAUGACUAUAGUGACGCUUUCAACUACUGAGUUUUACUCUUCAUAAAUACACUACAUUACUGCUACUAGACAGUAAAGACGACUAUAGUGACGCUUUCAACUACUGAGUUUUACUCUUCAUAAAUACACUACAAUACUGCUACUAGACAGUGACGAUGACUAUAGUGACGCUUUCAACUACUGAGUUUUACUCUUCAUAAAUACACUACAUUACUGCUACUAGACAGUAAAGACGACUAUAGUGACGCUUUCAACUACUGAGUUUUACUCUUCAUAAAUACACUACAUUACUGCUACUAGACAGUGACGAUGACUAUAGUGACGCUUUCAACUACUGAGUUUUACUCCUCAUAAAUACACUACAAUACUGCUGCUAGACAGUGAUGAUGACUAUAGUGACGCUUUCAACUACUGAGUUUUACUCCUCAUAAAUACACUACAUUACUGCUACUAGACAGUAAAGACGACUAUAGUGACGCUUUCAACUACUGAGUUUUACUCAUAAAUACACUACAAUACUGCUACUAGACAGUGACGAUGACUAUAGUGACGCUUUCAACUACUGAGUUUUACUCUUCAUAAAUACACUACAAUACUGCUACUAGACAGUAAAGAUGACUAUAGUGACGCUUUCAACUACUGAGUUUUACUCCUCAUGAAUACACUACAUUACUGCUACUAGACAGUAAAGAUGACUAUAGUCACGCUUUCAACUACUGAGUUUUACUCUUCAUAAAUACACUACAUUACUGCUACUAGACAGUAAAGAUGACUAUAGUCACGCUUUCAACUACUGAGUUUUACUCUUCAUAAAUACACUACAAUACUGCUACUAGACAGUGACGAUGACUAUAGUCACGCUUUCAACUACUGAGUUUUACUCUUUAUAAAUACACUACAUUACUGCUACUAGACAGUGACGAUGACUAUAGUGACGCUUUCAACUAAUGAGUUUUACUCUUCAUAAAUACACUACAUUACUGCUACUAGACAGUGACGAUGACUAUAGUGACGCUUUCAACUACUGAGUUUUACUCUUCAUAAAUACACUACAUCAUAUAGUCAGCUGUUUUUGUUAUCAUCACAAUAAAUACACUACAUCAGAUUGUCAGCUGUUUUUGUUCUCAGCAUAAUAAACACAUAACAAUCAUAUAGUAGCUGUUUUUAUUCUCAUCAUAAUAAAUACACUACAAUCAUAUAGUCAGCUGUUUUUAUUCUCAUCACAAUAAAUACACUACAAUCAUAUAGUCAGCUGUUUUUAUGCUCAUCACAAUAAAUACACUACAGUCAUAUAGUAGCUGUUUUUAUUCUCAUCACAAUAAAUACACUAUAAUCAUAUAGUCAGCUGUUUUUAUUCUGAUCACAAUAAAUACAUUACAAUCAUAUAGUAGCUGUUUUUAUUCUGAUCACAAUAAAUACACUACAAUCAUAUGGUCAGCUGUUUUUAUUUGGAGCCAAAAGGAUUAAGGUAUUAAAACUAGUUCAUCAAAGUAGCGGUUUUAAAAUGAGAUACAAAAAGAGGUUUUAAAACUAAUACAUGUAGAAGUAAGGUUUUAAAACUAGCAGGGUUUCUGCCAGAGGGUAAAAUGGUUAUGGCGCCAUACCCAAUUUUUUUUUUUAUUUUUUUUUUUUAAAGUUAACCUUUUGACAAAAUUAAUUACUCUUAUCAUUACUGUAUGAUUUUCUUAACCCUAACCCUAAACUUAACCCAUUUUUCUUUCUGGGAGAGGUCCCUCAUACAGAUUGUGGUUGCAUUCAAUUCCAUUGCGCUAUACCCAAAAACACGGACUACUACAUCAAAGUGAGGCUUUAACCCUUUAAAGCCCAGCGUACUCAAAUGAGUGCAUACUUUAUAAGCAAAAACACUAUUUGCAAAAAUGAAAUAUUUCUAAUGAAUAAGUACUGAGAAUGUCCAUAUAUGUCUAAUAUCCUCAAAAUGAGUACAAUUUACUUGAAUGAUUAAACUUAUAUUGAACAGAGCCAAACAUUUAAAUGUGUACUCAUUUGAGUACAAUAGGCACCUAUGGCAACAUGUUUAUUUUGUAGUCUUUUCUCUGCACUCAUAGAUCUGCUACAUUGUUCUAAUGGUGUGUUAAAUGAAUUUGAUAUGUUUUUUCUCUGAUUGCAACAAAUAUUUUUUUAAAUGUGAUGUAAUAAUUACUUUUGUACUCCUAUGAGUACAGCCUGAGUACAGCCUUAAAAACAAAUUAAAAAUAAAUAUUUAUUUCAAAUAUA